Messenger RNA from Acanthopagrus latus (yellowfin seabream), 1070 nucleotides. Its product is annotated as saxitoxin and tetrodotoxin-binding protein 1-like. Lineage: Eukaryota; Metazoa; Chordata; Actinopteri; Spariformes; Sparidae. The coding region runs from base 54 to 749 and encodes 231 amino acids. The record is from RefSeq and is a predicted model, not a curated record. The transcript has 6 exons.
CACUGUCCUGACAGCACUGAGCAGGGUGUGCUUGAUUUCCGUCUCAGAGCAGGAUGAGUGUUGUGAAGCGAGCGGUGUUGCUGCUGCUGCUGCUGGCGGCCGUCAGCGUCAGCGCUGUGCCGGAAGACUGUGACACUCUGAAGACCGUGUCCAGAGAACACCUGAGCCAGGUUUUCGGGGACUGGGUUCUGGUCUGGUCCAUCUCUAACAAUGAGAACAAAACUUCCCUGCUCACCAACCUGAACAGCUCCUUCGUGGAGCUGCAGCUCACCUCUGACAACAGCACCCUCCUGUUUAAAGAGCGGAACCAGUUCAAGGACAUGUCCUGUACCAAGUACGUCAUAAACCUGACGAUUCCGUCUGAGGCCUCUGAGAAAUGUCAGCUGACGUCCACCGGCGGCACGUUUGAGAAGGACGGUGUUGAGACUGUGUAUGAAACAACAGCCACUGUGGAGUUCUACGAGACCUGCAAGGACUGUAUGACCAUGUUCUACAAUGGCACCGAGGGUCACUUCCUGCUACACUACAGGAGAGAGGGACAACAUCAGGAUGCUGAGCAGUGGGCCUCGGCCCACGAUGACCACAAGAAGCUGGCAGAGUGUCUGAACUUCCCUCAUGACAACCCGUUCAUCUACGACGGAGCUGCAGAUCCCUGUCCUAAGACGGCUGAAGCGCCGGUGGCGGCUGAAGUGCCGGCGGCGACUGAAGCGCCGGCGGCGACUGAAGCACCGGCGGCGGCUGAAUCCUAACUGUCCUGAGUGAAGACGGACAAUCAUCAGUGUCUCAGACGUCACAUGUGUCCAGUGAAGCAGAAUUUGAUUUGGGGCCCCCCUCCCACCACUGCAGAGUCACCUGUGCAAUUAUUGACACAAAUGAAGUGACUUAUUCAUUCAUUCAUUCAUUUAUGUCACUUCUUUAAUUCAUUUAAUAUGUCAAUAGAUAAAUAAAUGAUAUUCUUGACUGGGGUUCCCCUGGUGGCCAGGGGGCCCCAAGCAGCUGCUUAGUUCACUUAUGCCUCGAGUCGGCCCUGCAUGUGUCCUUCACUGAUCAAUAAAGACAAAGUGAGACAG